AUGUCUACGCCUGCAAAAAGAAGACUCAUGAAAGACUUGAGAACAGUCAGAACGAGUCUAGAUAAGACAAUAUUUGCAGAACCACUCGAGGAUGAUCUCAUGACAUGGGUAGCCGUUGUGUUUGGUCCAGAAGAAACUCCAUUUGAGUCAGGAACAUUCAGUUUGGUGCUCAAGUUUCCAGAGUCAUAUCCUCAAGAUCCGCCAAAUGUAAAAUUCAUUUCUGAAAUGUUCCAUCCAAACAUCUAUCCAAGCGGUGAUCUUUGCUUAGACAUACUAAGCAACCGCUGGAAUCCAAGCUAUGAUGUAAUGGGUGUUCUCAUCUCUAUACAAUCGUUGCUCAACGAUCCGAACACAAAGUCACCUGCAAAUCUGGAUGCUGCCUCUCUUUUCUCAUCAGAUCCUGAUGCAUAUGCAAAAAGAGUCAAGCAAUUAGUAAUGAAAAGUUGGGUCGAUGUGGAAUUACAGGCGCAGAAAGACGAGUCUAAAAGUUGUAUGCCAAUUAAUACAUCAAAUAAUGAUCCAUAA
Messenger RNA from Ordospora colligata OC4, 525 nucleotides. Its product is annotated as ubiquitin-conjugating enzyme E2. Gene Ontology annotation, cellular component: HULC complex. Gene Ontology annotation, biological process: proteasome-mediated ubiquitin-dependent protein catabolic process; protein polyubiquitination; DNA repair. The transcript has a single exon. The record is from RefSeq and is a predicted model, not a curated record. Gene Ontology annotation, molecular function: ubiquitin conjugating enzyme activity. The coding region runs from base 1 to 525 and encodes 174 amino acids. Lineage: Eukaryota; Fungi; Microsporidia; Ordosporidae.